This is a messenger RNA of Ostrinia furnacalis (Asian corn borer), 4554 nucleotides long. RefSeq lists its product as uncharacterized. Lineage: Eukaryota; Metazoa; Arthropoda; Insecta; Lepidoptera; Crambidae. The record is from RefSeq and is a predicted model, not a curated record. The coding region runs from base 175 to 2163 and encodes 662 amino acids. Gene Ontology annotation, biological process: multicellular organism development; proteasome-mediated ubiquitin-dependent protein catabolic process. The transcript has 14 exons. Gene Ontology annotation, molecular function: ubiquitin protein ligase activity; ubiquitin conjugating enzyme binding. Gene Ontology annotation, cellular component: cytoplasm.
CAAAUGUCAAUUUGCUGCAUCAAUCAAUUUUCUGUAUUUUGCACGGAUAGGUAUUUUGGGAUCUCAAUUUUUCUUUUUGCCGAGGUGCCAAUUUUGUAUUAAAUAUCUUACAUUGGUGUUCAAAUAUCCAGCGUUUUAUAUUUAGAAAGUAAUCAAUAAUAGUUUAGAACUAGAAUGAGCAGAAAAGAGCAUUUGAAAAAAUCUCUUGGUAUAACCGAGUACCCAUGGAGUUCUGAUGACGAAGAUCCUCAUAUGUCAGAAGUGAAUAUGCUGUUGAGGACAACCUACGAGAAUCGGACCAGCGUUGCAGAUAUGCCUGGUACUAGUGGUCUACAACAGCUGCCUACACUGCCAACAUCACCGAUUAUACCGGUUCAAAGGGUCCAAGUGAAGCAAGAGAGAGACUUAUACUGGCCAUUACACACGCACACACACACUCAUACACAUACUCAUGCUCAUGCUCAUAAACCGAUUGCUGGAACACACACAUGCGGUGCCAGGAUGCUGGACAUCCAGCCAAUAAGCCAGCCGUUCCCGAUGCCGAUGCGCUCUGUGAUCCACACGCCGGCCGCAGAACUUCGCGAGGUGCGCCCUACGCCCGCUGAGAACAUGCAACGGCUGUUCGCUUUCAAGAAGCUCACCAAGAUUCUCCCACGGCAGAACCGCGCCGCCAAUGCCGGUACGGCGACGCGUGCAACCACAACGCGUAAUCCUGUAUUUGCGUCGACGAGUACGCCAGAAGUGACCCACCUGACCUUGACGAAGAACAGGGCCCAACUGGCGCUGAAGAGGCUUCAAAAUAGCCGCAGCACAGUGAGCUGGGACAGCCAUAGAUGCGAGCGGUGGAUGUUAAGUGCAGCAAGCGCGCGGCCGGAGCAGGUGCAAGCUUCGGGCGGGACACGCGCGCUUCGGCAGAGCACGGCGCCCGCGGCCGGCGAGACGCGCCAGCUGUUCACGAUGCCGGCCGCGCCGCCGCCGCCGCCGCCGCCGCCGAUUCCUGUCGUCGAGAUUGAAGAUGUCCCUGAAACCAACACCACCACCCCCGCUGCCGAAGCCGAAGUUAUCGCUGACGCAUCAGACGAGCCUAUUGAUGUGGAAAUAUCAAACAACUCUUCAAAUGGAGGCGUCUCGUUAGAAGAAGAAAUCGUCGAAAUAGACGCACCCGAUGAGACGGAAGCAAACGCCACGGCCGAGGAAAACAACAACAAUAACAACGACAAUGUCGUUAGCUCCGUCGUGGUUCUCAACGAGGGAGCUGCAGCUACAAAUGAAGUGGAUGCUACUGAUGGGCUGCAAAGCCCGGAGCGAAAGAGAAAGAGGGAAGCAAGCAACUCCUUCACUGCUCCAGAAGAAGGAGAGCCCGUCACCGUUAAGGAAUUCAAUCAGAGCCUGCUUCGUCUGCUGGAGUGCCCGGUGUGCCUGGAGUGGAUGGAGCCGCCGAUGUCGCAGUGCCGGCGCGGGCACCUGGUGUGCGGCCGCUGCCGCGCGCGCCUCGCCUCCUGCCCCGUCUGCCGGACCACCUUCUCGUCCGUGCGCAACCGCGCCAUGGAGGGGGUGGCUGAGAUGGUUCGCUACCCGUGCCGGCACGGCUGCGGGCGCGAGGUGCGGCUGCGGCGGCGCGCGGCGCACGAGGCGUCGUGCGAGGCGCGCCGCUACAACUGCCCCGCGCCGGGCUGCGCCGACCGCGCGCCGCUGCCGAGGGACAGCCUGCACCAGCACUUCCAGAGCAAGCACCCCGCCAUGAUCAAGACGGGCAGCAAGCACAAGUUCUCGCUGAAGGUGAACUCGGAGCAGCACGAGUCGUGGCUGGUGGCGGCGCUGCACGAGUACUUCUCGCUGCGCGUGGACGCCGACUUGCGCGCGUGGGGCGUGCACGUGCACGUGGCCUACAUCGGGCCCAAGUGCCACGCCAAACACUACACCUACGAGGUGUCCAUAGUCGGGCAGAACAACUCCCGCAAGCUCUCAUACACGCGCGCCACCCACAGCGACCUGGAGAACUACUCGCUCAACGUCAGUUCCCAAGACUGUUUCCACCUCACCAUCGACCAGGCAUUAGCUUUCCUUCGCAUCAAGAACCGCCACAGCGAGCCAGACAAGUUCCUCGUCUUCCACGUCGAGAUCAACGAGAUUGACACGGAGAACAGAGACUCGGACUCCUGAUUCGGAUCCAUAAAUCAAAUGCUCCGGCGGCGCAUCGCCAAGGCCACUAAAAUGGCUCGGCGCACCAAAUUCAAGAAACAAUGGCCCGAGAUGAUCAAGGAAGUGAUGCAGUGAACUGUGAUGUGUGUCCGCUCUCGAAUACGAGGUAUCGUUAUCGGUUACUAUCUUCUUUGUAGGACGUUAAGCGGAAUUGUUUUUCACCUUUCUUCUUUAAAGUUUUUGUGAUGAUAUACCGUAGCCAUGACCGAUUCAUGUGUAACCCCAGCAAAAUGCCGAUUUAUUUGUAUUCAGAUGAACUCGUAGCAUUUUUUUUAUUUUUUAUUAUAGGUAAAAUACCUGUAUUAUAGUCCCUUCAGUCAAAUCUAUUUUCUUGAAUACUUGUGAAAACACCUCUCGGUACAUUUACUUGAGUGCUCUAGUCAUUCAUUUAAAUUUUUGGUAAGAGGUAACGUUUUGCGGGGGUAACGCAAACAACAGAUUGCGAUACUUGUCUAGAAAUGGGGCGUUGGCGUGACACACUCACAGGUGAUGAAAUUCUGCAGUGAUUGUUGUGACGUAUACGUUAUUGAGUCGCUUGACAAAGAAAUGGACUUUACAUAACUUUUAGUAUAAGUUCAAUACUGUCAUAUAUUUUAGACAAGUUAACUGUAUAAUUUAGUCAGACAGAAAACUUGUGCAUCGUCCGCCUUGGGAUAGGCCAAAAUAAAUAUGCCAGUAUAAUGGAAUAGUAACUUGCAACUUGCAUGUCAGUUGAUGGCAUGUGUUUCUCGCUAGAGUUAUGUGCCAGCGCAACCGACGGUUUUAAAGUGUAUUUGAAUAACAUAUUUUAUCAGAAAUGUAAGCAGCAAACCCUUCAUCUUUACGGUUGUACGUUCAUUGCUCACGUAUGUCGUUUGUAACACCUUGAUUACGCAUAUUGCAUGUCAGAAAAUCCAAUCUUUGCAUUCUUCUCGCAUGCCAGAGACUGACUAGCCGUUUAUCUUAUUAAAACACAUUAAAGUAACUACGUUCACAGUACUGGCACGUAUAUUACGGCCUUUAGUUAAUUGUAUUUUAUGAAAUAAUAGAAAAAGCAGUUCACAACUGUCCUGCCUGUCUCAAAUAAGUUUUUAUUAUCAUGCACCCGGGCUAUAAAUUAUCAUCAUCGAUUUAUUGGUAAAUAGAGAAAUCCAUAUAAUGUUAUUUUACACGCAUGUUAAUUUAUAUCGUUUCGUUUAAAAAUUCGGAAUUUGUUAAAUUUUUAUUAAUAGAUAAUGUUAAGUUUAUAACAUCUUAAUGGAAUAGUGAAUCUAAGGGCCACUUAGAUUUUCGAUAUUAAAUAAAAUGUAGGCUAUUUCAAAAACUUUUCUAUCGACUACGAGAUACAAUGUUUUAAGAUUUUGGCCGUAAGACCUUAUUUUGUGUGCAUAAGAAAACCAUACUAACAUUAAGACACUUGAAUCAGGUACUUGUUUUAAUAUAAAACCAGUAAGUACUAACCCUUUUUAAUGAGUAACUGUAAAUAUAACCAAAGAGGAUAGAAGAUCCUAACAUAACUAUCAUAUAAGCUAUUAUGUAACAGCUGUUAGUUUGCAAUAGCCGUUUUAUGAUUAGUGAACAAUAGAUGAUUAAUUUCUAUAGUUAUUCAACUAAGUGUCUAGAGCUGUUAUAAGGCUUUAGUUUAGUUAUUAGAUUAUAUUAUACAAUAUUCAUAUACCUAUUAUGUAGUUGGCGUUUAGAAGAACUAGAUUUUAAUAUUUUAUUAUAUGAUCUUAAUCAACUAUUAAAUUAUGGCGAAGUCCAAGUUAAGAAAAGUGUCAUACGAUUAUGCUAUAUUGAUCAGUGCGAAUGCGAAUAUUCUUUUAUAACGUGAAUAUUCGUCUUAUAUGACGAAUGCAUGCGUUAAUAGGGGACUCGACAUCACGGAUAAUGAGCCAGUGUCUCAUACAUUACCGAUUUUUAAAUGAAUUAUCUGAGAAUAGUCCCCUAUUUGGCAUAUUUUGAAAAAGCAGUAAAAUAGAUGUAAAUGGUAAAAAAGUACUUAUGAUUUGUGCGCAUCAUAACGUCUCAUUCUCGUAUGUAAUAAAAUAAGUCAGUAUUUGUUUGCAUCGACUGGGGUGUAUCCUACUAUUUCCUUGUCUUAAGUCAGUGUUAUAAGCGCCACAAGGGAACUUAAACCGCCUAUCCCACCUUUAUCGCACCAUAUUGUGAAUACGUUCUCACUUAUAGGAUAUAAUUAAUUAUGUUAAAACCAUUUUUCCCAUUGUGUGUUUCAAUUUCUAUGAAAAUGUGGGAUACACCCAGGAUCUGCAUAUGCUUAUUUUAGUGCCCAUAUAAAAUUAAGAUUGAUGUUUUUACGGUACUCUACAAAAAUAUAUUUAUAUGAUCUCAUUUUGGUAUAUGUGUAAUUGA